Messenger RNA from Sclerotinia trifoliorum, 1675 nucleotides. NCBI's taxonomy places the organism in Eukaryota, Fungi, Ascomycota, Leotiomycetes, Helotiales, Sclerotiniaceae. The record is from the annotation of a GenBank genome assembly.
GCCAUGAAUCAAUCAAACAUAUAAACCCUUCUAUUAAUUUUCUAUAAGAUCUUCCCGCGUCCCAACUCCAUUAUCAAUCCACUCGUUGCGUGAAAAAUCUAACAAAACACAAUCAUGAAGUGCUUUGCGCCCAGGCGCAUCUCAAUUCGUCCGGUAUCCUUCCUCGAAGAUUGCGCUUUGAAUACGAAUAGGAGGACGGUUUAUCCAGCUACUACAUAUCGAUUGCGGGUUUCGAGGGAGAGGAGAGAGAGAUGUUAUGCUUCGGCUAGUAAAUCCUCGAGGCCGAAAACUGCGCUGUUUUUUCCGGGUAUGAUUGCAUGUUUACUUCCUACCGACUGUUUGUGUUACUUUGUUUGUAUUUAGGUUACUAAUAAUUAAUAGGUCAGGGGGUCCAGAGAGUUGGCAUGUUAACUCCAUGGCUUGAAGCUUUUCCUUCUACUGCUGGCCCUAUAGUUGAGGAGAUCGAUGAUCUGCUAGGUUAUAAACUUUCGUCGAUUAUAGCAAAUGGACCAAAUAGUACGCUUACAGCUACGGGGAACGCACAACCUGCCAUUAUGGCAUCUUCCAUUUUGAUUUUACGAGUACUAGAACGCGAGUUCGGUUUCAAAACACAUGAACGGGUCGAUUUUACACUGGGACAUUCAUUAGGAGAAUUCGCUUCAUUGGUUGUUGGGGGAUAUGUGGAGUUUGAAGAUAGUUUAUACCUAGUGCGCAAACGGGCGGAGGUCAUGGCUGAAUGUUCACGGCGAGCAAGUGAAAAACAUGGAGGUGAAUAUGGAAUGGUAGCUCUAGUCACCGAGCCCAAUCAUCUUUCUCCUCUCAUCGAGGCUAUAUACGGAUUCCUCGGACAUUCCGCAGGCUCGAAAUCUGAAAGCGCGGAAGUUCCUCCUAUACAACAGGUCUUGAUUGCGAAUAUUAAUAGUAAGAAUCAGAUUGUUUUGAGUGGGAAUAUUGGGAGGAUAAAAGAAUUGUUGACGCAUUUGAGACAAUUUGGAGGUCAUGAUCCUAGAGCUGUGAGGUUGAAGAGUGAUAGUCCUUUUCAUAGUCCGUUGAUGAGACCGGCGGCGAAGAUUAUGGCUAAGUUGUUGGAGGGGAAGAGCAGGGUGAAGGGAAAAGAAGAUAGGGAUUUAUUAAUAUUUCCUGGGACGAUGGAAUGCAUAAGUAACGUCAGUGCCAGGCCGUUUCGGAGUAGAGAUGAAUUGAAGGACCUUUGGGCGAGAAGUUGCGUAGAGACGGUCAGAUGGUGGGAUUCGAUAAAGUAUCUAGAUCAGGAAAAGAAAGUGAGGAGGUGGAUUGGUAUAGGACCAGGAAAGGUUGGACGGAAUUUGGUAGGAAAAGAAGUCGGGAUGAGGGGAAUGGAUACUUUAAAGGGAGGUGGAGUUUGGGGUAUUAGUGAUCCAAUGGAAAUAGAAGAGGCCUUGAAAGCUUUGGAUGAGACGGAAUCUCUUGGUGUAGAGGAUGAAACUGCUUAGGAUUUCGCAGUUUUUGUCAUUUCUCUGUAGAAGAGGCACCAGAAAAUGACCGGAGAAAACUACCUGAACGACAUCUAGGUUAUGAAAAAGUUGGUGUGGAAGGAUUUCUGGUUUCAAUGAGCGCUUUUGCAUGUAUUCCAGGUGGGGUGGUUGUGAACGGGACGAGGCUACGAGGCUGGAUUGAUUAUACAAUACCCAAAUAA